CUGUCGUGCGUGCCUCGUGGCGCGAGUGAGCGCUUCUUCGAUCUCUGUGAGCCAGAGAACACACAGCGGCUUGCUCGUCUUGUUCUAACGACCUUACCCGCCGGUGGCAGCGACCAGCCAUUGUGAAAAUCUUUGCUGCGACUAGCAUAAAAUAGAUUUUUUAAAAAUCUUUGUCUUCCGUGGAGCUGACAUGGGUAACUUCAUGGCAGCAACUGGCUUGUUUUGACAUCGACGGAAUCAUUUCUCCGACAUGUAGUAAACAUUAUGUAUUAUAUUUUCGGCGAUGGCACCGAUAUCUCACGCGUUACACGUUAUAAAUACAUAUUAUAUAAAUAAUCAUUUAUCACAUCUCUUGGUGACUGUCGCUACAACUAAAACAAACUCAACGACCGCAGGUGAGCGUUUCAAUUACACUUGUUAAGACUGGUAUCACUAGGAAAAAAACCCAACUCAACAGUUUGAGCAAACGAAAGGUGAAUUAAGACACUAACUUGAGUUCACGAUUUCUCAGGGGUUAACCCAAAGCUACUCUAGGUAAUGAGCAGUGACACGAUUUCUUACCUGUCUCCGGAGAGUCCGCCUACAUGUCACGAUAAGGAGACAUCUGCCAUAUUAUUAUGAUGAGUGCUUUCUUACCAAUGCGAGAUCUCCACAGUAGAACAGUUCUGUUCCAUAUCAAGAGGCAUCAGUGCAUCUGGUAAAAGAGCGCGGCCCAGGGGCUUGUUCGCCAACUGGGAUAUUUGGAUGACACCAAUAUUUUCGCAAAGAUAUGAGGCUGCUUUAUAGUAUGCGUUUGUGUACAUAAUGAAUAUCGAUCGAUGUUUGAAAGCUGCGCAAAUCCUGUGCUGCUUUUAGAUCUGAAAGCUCCGAAGCAUCACGUCUGCGAGGAGGAAAGCUGUUAAGAGACAGUUUACAGAAACAUAAAAACAGCAGACACACAAAAAAACCCCACAAAACAAAAAAUAAAUAGUUUUCAGUUAAAUGAAACAUGGCCACGGAGACCUAUAUAGAGCUCAUCAUUCAGUUUAUGACAAACAACAAUCACACUGGAUUCGACUUCAAGGAACCCUUUGUGAAACCUUCUCUUCGGUACGUGUAUCCUCUCUUCAUGUUUCUACAUACAACAGUUGGAAUUGUUGGCAUCGUUGGAAAUACAGGAAUGAUCUUUGUCAUCGGGAAACAUCGCCUCUAUCAGGACAAGACGUUCUUCCUGAUGACCAACUUGGCAUUCGCUGACUUAAUCAAAUGCAUUGUGGUGCUUCCGAUAACCCUGGCCAACUUGCUCAUCCAGAAUUGGCUGUUCGGGAGCUUCCUCUGUUUUUUCCUGCCCAUGAUGCAGUGUUUUCCAGUUCACGCCUCCAUGUUGACUUUCCUGAUGAUUGCCAGUGACAGAUACCGAUUGAUUGUCCACCCAUUCAAGCCCCGUCUCCCUGCUGGUCUGUGCAUCAUCGCGGUGUGGGUGGCCGCGGUCUGUGUGGUGCUGCCUUUUGCUAUCUACAUCAAGUACAUCGAUCUCGGAGCCUCCUUAGGUGAAAAGUUUGACGGUGUGGGGAUCUGCUAUGUCUACGUCGAGCGUCGUAUCGAGGAGUACAUCCGGGCGAUGUUCGUCACAUUGUACGCCAUGCCGUUAGCCGUUAUUGCUCUUCUGUACGUCCGCACCUCGGCAGAGAUCAAGUCCAGAGAAUCAACGAACAUGUCAGCUCGCUAUUCUCAACACAGAGCGGCGUCCAACGACUCAAACGCCAGCAGAUGUCGACGUCACAGCGGCACCGUUGUCCUCUCACCUCCAGAUCAGCGAAACCACAGCCACAACUGUCACAACCAUCACAUGAAGCAGCACCAGCAUCAUCAACAACAGCAACAGCAACAACAACAACAACAACAGCAACAACAACAGCAGCAGCAACAACAACAGCAACAACAGCAAGGAAACACGAACCCGAAUUCACUGAAGGCUGAAGGCAACAGCACACCGUCAUCCACUCUAAAAGGGGAAUCCCCAAAACGUCACAAAUCUCACAGUUUGAGCAGUAUUCACUACCAAGGUCCCGACCCUCACAGAAACAGCCAAUCUCAAAGCACAGACAUAAUUGCGAGCGGCGGCUCACCUUGUCGAAGGUCAUUUAACGAGAGGUCAACACAGGACAGUGAUGACGAACUGGACCUUGUUACAGAAAAACGGACACAAAACUACCUCAUCACCAUGACAACGUUAUUCGCUAUGUGCUGGUGCCCUCUGCACAUUUUGAUCUUGGUCAAUUACUUCGUGCACGAGAACGACAACAACAUGGGACACUAUGACAUUACAUACAUUCUGUUUGCCUGGUUCGGGUUCCUGUCCACGUGCAUCAACCCUGUUUUAUUUGCUUCCUGGAGGAUGUCGGACGCCACCAAAGACAGACUGAGGGGCUACUUUCGCUUCAGUAACAAACGCUGCUCCUCUAUGUCACAGAGACGCCGCUACCAGACACGGAUUGCUACUGCUAGCCAAGGUUCCAACUGCGAGAAAAGGAUGAUUAUGGAGUUCCGGAGCACUGAAAAUUAUGGCUGCGAGGAAGUCUGAAGCUUGCAGAACAACGCCUGUAUACAUAACAGCAUUUUAAGUGUAAAAAGUGAACACGAUUUUUGUUGUAUGUACUGUUGUAUCCCUGUUUUUGGAAAGAGUUUGUUUUUGAGAAGCCCUGAACUUUCUGUACAGCUUAGGACCCCUUUAUGUUUUAUGUUGUGAUCUGCUGCCUAUGAUGUAUGACGAUAAUAAUACGAUUACUGUAAAACUGGCUUCGUGAGAGAUGUUUUGGUUUUCUAGAAUUUAAAGAUUAGAGCUAACCCGAGACGAUAUUGUAAAGAGUAAAAACUCUUCUGGGUUGUUUUUUUCGUUCACUGCGAUCAUCGAAAGUGUUUUUAUUUUAUGAAAUGUCCGGGGAGGAGGAAGAAGGGUUCAGAGCAGAACGAAUGAUGAUUUGUAAAAAAUGUGGCGAAAAUUAGGACUGGCAAGACCGACAUGUAUUUAUCUCAAAUUGACAAGCAGCGUUUUGUUACAUGGUCUCUCUAAUAUUUAAAGCUGCUCCACUUUUCUAGACUGAUAUUCUAGAUUCAUCUUACUGGAGUGUUUUUUUUUCCGAAGACAACAUUCAGGUGUUGUUCAGCUCUUAGUGUGUUACCACUCGUAAAUAUUAGGAUAACAAAAUGGGUGGAUUAAAACAAUUUCUUUUGCUUGUAGAAGCUCUCAAAACAAGUUGCCUCUUUUGUGAACAAGACUCAAAUCAGACUGGCUCUUCUUGUCAACAAUUCCCUUAAUAGCACUAAACAUCAAAGCAAUUUUUAUAGCAAGUUAACUCAUGGUGUUAGAAACCUCUUUUCAAAGGUCGAGCGUAAUUGAUGUCUAAACUAUUUCCAAAAUAUUAUCUAGGAAAUUCUUUUUUGCGAUAUAAUUCACGCUUUUCAGAUGUGAGUUGGGUGCCAGCACUUGCUAGAGAAAACCUGAGACAAUCUAUCUUGUGUUCUGUCAAGAGCAUGGUAUAUUGCCUCAUUUGUUCUGCUCAGAGCUGUGGAGAGCCGGAUCAGCUAAGGUGUUAGGGGACAUGGACUUAUAGGCCCCGAGGGAAAUAUACUGUAAAUAAUUAGCAUGUUCAUGACAAUGUGCGGUUGUGGGCGACGUAGUUCAAUGUUUAUGAAACGUUAGAUUGAUACCAUCAGUUGUGAUGAGCUUUCAUAGGGAUUGGGACUGAGAAGCAGACUUGUUUGAGAAAUCUCUCUUACACACACACACACACACACACACACACACACACACACACACAC
This is a messenger RNA of Aplysia californica (California sea hare), 3801 nucleotides long. Its product is annotated as neuropeptide Y receptor type 5. The coding region runs from base 989 to 2563 and encodes 524 amino acids. Gene Ontology annotation, biological process: neuropeptide signaling pathway. The transcript is spliced from 6 exons. NCBI's taxonomy places the organism in Eukaryota, Metazoa, Mollusca, Gastropoda, Aplysiida, Aplysiidae. Gene Ontology annotation, cellular component: membrane. The record is from RefSeq and is a predicted model, not a curated record. Gene Ontology annotation, molecular function: neuropeptide receptor activity.